AUGCCGAGUGUGACAUGUUCGGCCUCUAUAUGGUUCACUCGGUUCGAUUUUGUGAGGCUUUUUUUCAAAAACAAGAACAACCGUGUCUUGUCUGCUUUGGUCGCUUGUCUGCUGCCGUUGAGCAUCAGCGCUCCUCGCGACCGACAGGGCUUUGCAUUUCUACAAGCUCAACUACCUGAGGUACAUACUACUGCGGACUGGCUUGCAAACUCUGCUUGCCUGCAUCGCCAUAUACCCCAGCUGUACGAUCUUGUCACUGCGAUUCCAAGUCUGACGAUCCGGGAUGACGCAGCUAAGAUGAGCAGAGUCUUCAGACAACUAUGCUACACUAAUAAAAUCACUCUUGGUAUACCGGUAGCAGGCGAAAAUUCAUUCUCGCUUUGGGAAUCCAGCGCGGAUGUCUGCUCAUACGUAAAGGUCUAA
Messenger RNA from Plenodomus lingam JN3, 423 nucleotides. The record is from RefSeq and is a predicted model, not a curated record. Lineage: Eukaryota; Fungi; Ascomycota; Dothideomycetes; Pleosporales; Leptosphaeriaceae.